GGGCGUUGAGAGGCCGCUAGAGAGCAGCCAGUGUCUGCACAGAGCUGUGUGCUGGCAAGGGGAAACUGAUCGUGGCAGAGCAGAGAUGUAGUGUUGCUCACUGGGACUCCGUGGCCAGCCGUCUAUCACUCUUGCCGGGGAUCAUUAGUGUGACAUUACCGCGGAAUGGGAAAGACCGGAUUACAUUUUUUGCGCACUUAUACUGCAUGAAUGUGUCGCGUAAUGCGACCAAAGGGCUGCCUUUGGGGGGAAAUAUUUAUGGUUCGGGACGGUUUUGUUGGAGUAGCUAGUUGCUAGCGCUGGGCUAGCGACGGUGCUGUCUACUUCGUAACGUAUUUGUUAAGGAUGCUACGGUGGAUACGACAACAGCUGGGCUUUGACCCCCCUCAUCAGAGUGACACCAGGACGGUAUAUGUAGCAAACCGUUUCCCUGAGCAUGGACACUACAUACCACAACGCUUUGCUGACAACAGAAUCAUCUCCUCCAAGUACACAGUUUGGAAUUUUGUCCCUAAGAAUCUGUUUGAGCAGUUCAGAAGGAUAGCCAACUUCUAUUUUCUCAUUAUCUUCCUUGUACAGUUAAUGAUAGACACCCCAACUUCCCCAGUCACCAGCGGCCUGCCUCUCUUCUUUGUGAUCACAGUUACUGCCAUAAAACAGGGCUACGAGGAUUGGCUGAGACACAAGGCGGACAACGAGGUGAAUGGGGCUCCAGUGUUUGUGGUUCGCAGUGGAAGUCUGGUCCAGACAAGAUCCAAGAACAUCAGGGUGGGGGACAUUGUUCGUGUGGCUAAAGAUGAGACAUUCCCAGCCGACCUGGCGUUGCUGUCGUCUGAGCGUGCAGAUGGCACCUGUCACAUCACCACAGCCAGCCUCGAUGGAGAAACCAACCUUAAGACUCAUUACUCUGUGGCGGAGACGUCAGUGUGCCAGUCGGUGUCCCAACUGGAGGCUCUGGAGGCUGUGGUGGAGUGUCAACAACCGGACGCUGACCUGUACAGGUUUGUCGGUCGGAUUACAGUGACUCAGCAGGAAGAGGAGAUAGUCAGACCGCUGGGUCCAGAGAAUUUGCUGCUGCGAGGAGCCAGGUUGAAAAAUACCAAAGAGAUUUUUGGUGUGGCGGUUUACACUGGGAUGGAGUCCAAGAUGGCGCUCAACUAUAAGUGCAAGUCCCAGAAACGCUCUGCAGUAGAGAAGUCCAUGAAUACCUUCCUAAUCAUCUACCUGGGAAUCUUGCUGUUCGAGGCCGUCCUCAGCACCAUCCUGAAGUAUGCCUGGCAGGCUGAGGACAAAUGGGACGAGCCUUUCUACAACCAAAAGACUGAACAGGAGAGAAACAGCAGUCCGAUCUUGAAGUUCAUCUCAGACUUCUUGGCGUUUCUGGUCCUCUAUAACUUCAUCAUCCCCAUCUCGCUCUACGUUACUGUUGAGAUGCAGAAAUUCCUGGGCUCCUUUUUCAUUGGCUGGGAUUUAGACCUUUACCACGAGGAGACCGACCAGAAAGCUCAGGUCAACACCUCUGACCUCAAUGAGGAGCUGGGACAGGUGGAGUAUGUGUUUACAGAUAAGACGGGUACGCUAACGGAAAACGAGAUGCAUUUCCGUGAGUGUUCAAUUAACGGAACCAAGUACCGAGAAGUUAACGGCAAACUGGUACCAGAGGGAAUGACUGACGAUUCUCCAGAUGGUUCUACGCCUCAGCUGAUUGGCGAGGAAUUGUUAUUUCUCAAGGCGGUGUCAUUGUGUCACACGGUUCAGAUCAGCUACGAUCAGCCAGACUGCGUGGUCGGGGGAGGAGACCCAUUCUCCCAUGCAAACGGUUUCUCUUCCAACAACAUGGAAUACUACGCCUCUUCACCGGACGAGAAAGCUUUAGUAGAGGCAACAAAGAGGAUCGGAGUGGCCUUCACUCGCUGCAGUGGAGAUACCAUAGAGAUCAAAACAUUUGGCAAGUCAGAGAAAUAUAAACGGCUGCAUGUGUUAGAGUUCGAUGCUGACCGCAGAAGGAUGAGCGUCAUACUGCAGACUCCCUCAGGAGGCAAAGUGCUGUUCUCCAAGGGUGCAGAGUCGGCCAUCUUGCCUUUCACUACCAGUGGUGAGAUAGAAAAGACGAGACUGCACGUUGACGAGUUUGCCUUGAAAGGUCUGCGGACCUUGGUUGUGGCAUGUCGCCACUUUAGUCCAGAGGAGUACAUUGAUGUGGACAGGCAUCUGAACGCUGCCCGCACCGCGCUGCAGCAGAGGGACGAGAGACUGCAGGAGGCCUUCAGCUACAUCGAGAGAGACCUGCAUCUUCUGGGAGCAACGGCGGUUGAAGACAAACUCCAAGACAAAGUCCAGGAGACCAUCGAGGCUCUGCGGCUGGCAGGGAUCAAAGUAUGGGUGCUGACAGGGGACAAACAUGAGACUGCGGUCAGUGUCAGCCUGUCCUGUGGCCACUUCCACAGAACCAUGAACAUCUUGGAGCUCCUGCAACAACGCUCUGAUAACGAGUGUGCGGAACAGCUCCGCAGACUGGACAGGAGGAUAAAGGAGGACCAUGUCAUACAGCACGGGUUAGUCGUGGAUGGGGCCAGUCUGUCUUUAGCGUUGAGGGAACACGAGAAGCUCUUUAUGGAAGUGUGUAAAAACUGCUCAGCUGUGCUGUGUUGCCGCAUGGCCCCACUGCAGAAAGCUAAGGUGGUGCGUCUAUUUAAAACCUCCCCAGAGAAACCCAUCACCCUAGCUAUUGGGGAUGGAGCCAAUGAUGUCAGUAUGAUACAGGAAGCUCACGUCGGCAUAGGUAUCAUGGGGAAGGAGGGACGUCAGGCCGUGAGAAACAGUGACUAUGCAAUUGCCAGGUUUAAGUUCCUGGCUAAACUUCUGCUGGUCCACGGUCACUUCUACUACAUUCGAAUAGCUACGCUUGUACAGUACUUUUUCUACAAGAACGUGUGUUUUAUCACGCCCCAGUUUUUAUACCAGUUCUUCUGUCUGUUUUCACAACAAACUCUGUAUGACAGUGUUUACCUGACACUGUACAACAUCUGCUUCACCUCGCUGCCCAUCCUGGUGUACAGUCUGUUUGAACAGCUGGUCCAUCCACACGUACUGCAGAAUAAGCCCGGCCUGUACAGAGACAUCAGCAAGAACUCCCUGCUGUCUUUCCGGACGUUCAUGUACUGGACUCUGUUGGGCUUCUGCCACGCCUUCAUCUUCUUCUUCGGAUCCUACAUACUGAUGGGAGAGGACACCACACUUAUGGGCAAUGGACAGAUGUUUGGGAACUGGACAUUUGGAACGCUGGUCUUUACUGUCAUGGUCAUCACAGUCACAUUAAAGCUUGCUUUAGAGACUCAUUUCUGGACGUGGAUGAACCAUUUUGUGACGUGGGGUUCGAUUGCCUUCUACUUCAUCUUCUCGCUCUUCUAUGGAGGCAUCAUCUGGCCAUUCCUCCACACGCAGGACAUGUACUUUGUAUUCGUACAGCUGCUGUCUAGCGGUUCAGCCUGGUUCGCAAUCAUCAUCAUCGUCAUAACUUGCCUCUUUCCUGAUGUGGUGAAGAAGGUCUUCUACCGACAUCUGCAGCCCACCAGCACACAGAAGAGUCAGUCUCUAUCAGCCCCCCAGACCCUCAGCUGUGUGGAGUCCCUGUGCUGCUACCAACAUGGGCAGAGCGGCUGUUCCCGCCUGGCCCGCCUCCUGGAGCAAAUAACCGGGGCAGUGCCAGGCCAGCGCCAACAAUUGCAACGCAUCCAGCCGCAGCAACAGGUCUUGGAGCGACACGGAGAACUUCUGCUCCAACGAUCGCAGCAUCCUGACGCUGUCGCCCAUCGAGGUCACCAACUGCUGACUCCCAGGGCCGCUGACUGUAACACGCAGAGCUGCCCCCCCUCCCUCCCCUCCCCCACCACCAUUUCAUAAACCUUCUUCAGUUUAAGCUUAAUGCAUUCUCAGCUGGAUGCAACGUGGACGCAUUAUGUAAAACCAAAGGACUCUGCUCGGUGCAGCAGGCGGCUUCAUUCUUCAGCAAUCGUUAUUCACCCGAGUGACUCAAUUCUUCCUGUAGGAAGGUUGAGCAGGACGAGCAACAUGGAAGGAAACUAAACAUGAAGUGUGGAGCAAGUAAACUCGGAGCUACUGCUGCAGGAAGAUCCAGAAGCACCUGAAGCAGCAACAGUAAUCAGAUCCCCGCUGCUCACAGGGUGUCCUGUGGAAGUAUCUGAAAACAGCGUAUUUAAAGACGUGUCCGCUCACAGGUGCCGCCCUGUCACGCACCUAUUUAUUUUUCAUUUUCAGCACAGUUGCCAAACUUUCUUUUUCUUUCUUGCAACUAGCAUUAAAAUGGCUUUGUAAGUCUUACAUGUUUGUGGAGUGAGAAUGAAGAGUCCUAAUGUGGCAGUAGCUGCUCCAAGCAUUGCAGCCUGACUGUGACCUGACGGAGCGGUUUAACCUCAACACAGGACUGAGGUGGCUUAUAGACACCGGCCACCAGGAGCGUCCAUGUAGCACCAGGACAGAAACUCACACUGCAUCGCAGAGGUGUCGGCUAUCAGCUUCCAUAAACUGUUACAUAAACUUCCUCUUCGAGAUGUCGGCCCGCUGCACCUUCGUUUCUCAUUCAGAUGGAAAGGGAUGAAGCCAGACCUCCCACAGUCCUGAAGCUUUCAGAGUCUGUUAACGUCUAGACUGGUUUCCUUUGAACGUACAGUUCUCCCACAAUACUGUACGAGGAGAUUCAUCUCUACCGUGGAACCAAAGACCAAAGGAUUCAGACUGGAGCGUAAAAGAAAAAGUGUUUAUUUUUGUGCCUGAUUGUACAGAAGCGUGUAUCGUUGUUAGGAAGACUGUUGUUGUUUUUUGUCCGUGCUGCUUUCUCGUCCGACUGUUCGGGACUCUGCCCCCCCCCCCCCCCACUGGGUUCUUUUGAAAAAGCCAUACAUUUUCUGGAGGUUAUAUUAGAGGGUGCUGCAGAUAGAAGCUGUUUGAGCCUGAUGUUGUUACUUUGCGUUUGGAAACGUGUUCCCCUUGAAUGCCUUUUCUCAGUCCGCCGGGUUACCAAAGGCACCUUAGCAUUAAAGUCUGUGAUCAAGGAAUAUUUCUUUAUUUUAGGUAACAGGAUCAAUAUUGAAGGCUUACUUAAUGGACAUCAUCUCUCUCAGUUGCCAAAAAGAAUAUUACCUGAGUAUCGGAUCACAUAAUGGUACCAUUUUUAUUUCAGCGAGACAAAAAUGGCUUUAAUGGAGAGAUGCUUUUCCAAAUCACGGCUGAUGCAUGUCGACCCAGACAGAAGAAUGUCUCUAUCUUUUAGAGGGAUAGCUAUAUCAGAUAAAUAUAAUUCAGCUUCUACAGAGACGGAACAGAGAAGCAGAGCGUUUGCACAAGUCACAUAUCAAAAUCACAUUUUGUUGUUUCUUCAAAAUCAUUGAUCGUCCGUCAUCAUUGAAAUCAUCUGAAUGUGUGUGUGUGUGUGUGUGUGUGUGUGUGUGUGUGUGUGUGUGUGUGUGUGUGUGUGUGUGUGUGUGUGUGUGUGUGUGUGUGUGUGUGUGUGUGUGUGUGUGUGUGUGUGAUGGUUCUUGUAUGGCAGCCAUGCUGGUUAAAGGAAGUGCGGUACGUAGCCUUGUUGUAAGCUCGUUGUUUGAACUCAGUGGCCACAUGCAGGUCAAAGGUCAAAUGUUUCUCUUGGAUUCUCUUGCUUUCAUUUCUCUUCCAAAAAUGAGGAAAGGUUUGACUGUUCUUAUUGUAGGAGAGUUCAGUUGACUCCAGAAGUGUAAUGUAGAAACGUUUCAAGACAACCGUUUUAAACUUGACACAGCGAGCACACUGAGCAGUACACGCCUCGGCUCACACGGGACAUACAGAGUCAUAGGAUGCUUUCUGUGUCGUUAGUUUAAAGAAAGUCAAUCAUGUCUGUCAAUUCAUUGAAUAUUCUUGAUGUUUAUGUUCUAUAUGGUACACGUUGUUUGAUGCAUACCUGGGCCUGUUAUAUUCUUUCUGUUCAUACAGGUGCAACUGACAAUGAAAGUGUCUAUUUAUUAUUGCGGUACUUUUUUUUUUUUUGUGUUUGUGUUGAACUUUUCUCACAUAUCAAUAUAACGUGUGUCCUGUACAUGGACUGGAUGCAGCAACUUCCCACAAUGCUUUAUCUCUGACAUGUAAUCAGGAGGUUGAAUCUCUAAACUCUUUUCUUUGACCUGAACGGUCUGAAAUCAACAGGAUGCUAGUAAUGUUACAGGACCUUUAAGAAUGCAAUAGGAUACUUGAAAACUUCCAGUUAUAUCACUCCAUCCUGCAGCCCACAACAUGGUGAGGAGGAGGCCACGUGUUCACAGGAAAUCACAGAAACCUUUUUGUAUUUUCUUCUUUUUAAACAUUUGAGUUCAUAUCUGCUAUUAAAAUGUCUGGAUACAAGUGAUACCUGUAAUCUGUGCCUGGAUUAGGAAAAAUACAUGUCCACGCUGUUUAAAUGGACACUGCACCAAUUUUACACACAAAAACAUCUGAAAGUCUUUCCGAAGUCUGAGAAAUGAGUUCUUGAUUCUUCAAAGAUGCUAUUAAAUUGCAUUUUGGGUAUUGUAGGAUCUAUUUUUUCUUUUUUAGAACGACUCAUAAUGAGGAUAUCUUUGCUUCUGCUGCAUUCAUCUUAUACUAAAUCUUUCUUUUUUUUUUAAAGGGUCACAUUUGAUGCAGCAGGAACAUUGAUUUCCUGACUUAAACAGAAACCCAAAAGUUGGACGACCCUCAUCUCUGGAAUCAGCGAUAAAGUCCAGAGGAGGGAAGAUGAGUCCUUCUGGCCACAGGCAGAAACACCUGCAGUGUUAGUGCAGUUCUGAUGCCCCCUUGUGCUCAUCUACAGACACCCAAAUUAAAUAAUGAUUACAUCUCUAAGCAUAUAACAAAUAUACCAAAUUAAUUACUCUGAUUUCAAAAAUGUCCUUUUUCAAAGUAAGCAACGGUUAUCUUUAUUGACAGAGUUCGGGAUAAAAGGCGACGUGAAGUAACAUUUAAAAUGACGUUCAAUAAAACUCAUUGUGAAAAGAUGCAGUAGGAACAGGUAGUAAUAAUAAUAAUAAUAAUGAGCUGAGUGUUGAAUAUAUAGGAUUAUUCCACAUUAUGUAUUUUGAUUGUGUAUCCAGGUACAGAUUAUUUUUUCUAACCUAUCAAAUGCACGAGAGCUUUAUCUUUGCUACUGUUUAUGCAGAAAACAGAUGCUAUAUUUUUUUAUGGAUCAGAUUUGACAUUCGUAACAACCAAGACCUGAUUCUCCGAAGCAUCACAGCGCUGACGUCAGCGUCGUUACGAGCGAGCAGCACGGUCGGGAUACGAGGCCUCUGGGAUAUUUCUAGAAGCAGGAGAUUACUCAGCCACAUAAUUCAGAAAAUUUAAUAUGUUAUCAAGACUCGUCUACACGUUAUAACCACGUCAUCCAUCAGAAGCACCAUCCAAGUUUAAUUGGAUAACUUAUUAAGAGCUGUUAAAUUCUGUCUACAAACCCAGUACUCCUGCUUCUGGACAUAUUGAAAGAGUAAAGAUCAAAGGAAAGUGGAAAUCUUACAUAGUUACAAGUAAUAUACUCAUCCAGAGUCUAGAUCCUGAACGAUUCAAUAAAGAAUGUUUGGUUAUUGUUACCACAUACUAUAUUAAGGAUAUAACAAUAUCUACAUUUUAGCACAUUUUGCAGGGAAGUUUUGACCUGAAAAACAUGUUUUAAAUACCGUCGGUGCAGAGAUGCUCUUGGAAAACUCAGUUUGCAGACUUGAAUCAAAUUAUGGUUUCAAAGAGCAAAUCGGCUAAAAAGAAGAAUCUAAAUUAGAAAAGCAAUCGAUCCGCUUUCUGCUGCACGAUGUCCUGUGACUCAGCGUCAGCCCGUAUGACAAGAGGCUGCACAACAGUGCUUAUAGUUUGCUAAAAUAUAUUUUGUAUUCUCUCCUCUCAUCAGUAAGUCAUGCUGCACCAGACGAUUAAUAAGCCACCAUCAUCACUCUUCUGUUGACUGUCUGUUGCUGUCUGUCCUCCCUCGUGUCUGUAAAUCUGUCUUAUAGCUGAUGUUUAUGAAGAUGCGGCUCUAUUUACGAAAUAAAUACAUUUUUAAGAAACA
Messenger RNA from Cottoperca gobio, 8077 nucleotides. RefSeq names its product ATPase phospholipid transporting 11B (gene atp11b). Gene Ontology annotation, biological process: phospholipid translocation. The record is from RefSeq and is a predicted model, not a curated record. The transcript has 30 exons. Lineage: Eukaryota; Metazoa; Chordata; Actinopteri; Perciformes; Bovichtidae. Gene Ontology annotation, molecular function: ATP hydrolysis activity; magnesium ion binding; ATP binding. Bases 346 to 3903 code for a protein of 1185 amino acids. Gene Ontology annotation, cellular component: endoplasmic reticulum; plasma membrane; recycling endosome.